Molecule: messenger RNA, 1767 nt
Organism: Pochonia chlamydosporia 170
Lineage: Eukaryota; Fungi; Ascomycota; Sordariomycetes; Hypocreales; Clavicipitaceae
Product: patatin-like serine hydrolase
Exons: 1
Coding region: 1-1767 (588 amino acids)
Source: RefSeq, a predicted model, not a curated record
AUGUUGCGGCACAACCCACUGAAGGAACUGUCUUUUGCUGAAGCGAGGAAUAGGUGCCGCAGUUGCUAUGCUGGAAUUCGGUUACUGCGUGGGGCCAGGACGCGGACACCAGGCGACCACGUUUCGGAAUGGGCACAGGCAAUCCAAAACAAUGACGGUAUCUCGAGAUUUCGGAGUUGCGAAGUAAAGCAACUUUUACGCUCCUCCUGUGUGCAAUUCGCACAAGACUACACGAAGACGUUCAGCUUUCAGCACGCAUGGCGCAUCAGCCCACUUCCAGGCCAGCUUACCACUGGUGUUGAAAAAUUGGUCCGUCUCACGAUGCAUAACGCUGCCACGUACGAGGCGGCCUGCAACACCAUAGCCGGUGCUCUGAUGCAAGAAAUGUACCAGCAUAGAUGGCGAACUUCUCCCUGUUCCAGUGCGGUGUUUUCGGAAGCUUCUUUCGCUGACUGGUUUGACGAAUUCUAUUCGCCGAUGCUAGGCAGCAUCGAUCCAGUAACUCUUCAGUCAGAUGUCAAGGCACUCUUCCUGCAAUCAUCAAAGGCCAAAUAUGUGCAGCAAUGUUCUAUGUUGAAAAAUAGUCAGGCUGUUUUGUCAGAUAAAGCAAUCCUCCCACACAUUGAUUUGUGCCUCUUGUGCCUCUGUCGCUUUCCCUCCAACACACUUUCCUGUGGGCAUAGCAUAUGCGACAGUUGCAUGCGGAUGGGCAGCAAGAAAAACGAAUCGGAUGAUAAUACAUAUACCAUGAGAGAUUGUGUUCUGUGUGGGCAUACAAAUUCCGUGCACACAAUACUGAAGCCUCCUUCAGCAGGUACUCGUGUUCUGAACCUCCACGGAGACAUCGAUGAAGCGUUCCCGAUGGCCAUGUACUUGAAAGAUCUUCGACGGUCAAUAUUAGGGCAUUUCGAAGAGUAUUUUGACCUUGUCAUAGGCAGUGGCAUUGGUGCAUUUUUUAUGAUAAUGAUAUUUUGCAACCAGGCCAUAAUUGCCGAUUGCAUACAUCAUAUCCCGAACUUGAAGUGCAUAAAGAUCGACGAUGAGAUCGCAUGUUUCGGGAAGGGCCUGAGGUUUCCAAUAAGUGAUCUCCGUCAAGCUAAAAUAAAGCUAGUUCUGUACAACACGGACGAGCGCUUGGCAACUUACAAAAAUUACAUCGCGAAAUCAUCGAAGUGGCUCCACAAAUCGACAACUCCGUGUCAAAAAAUAGACGUGAGCAAUCGUUCUUACACUGAGGCUCUUCGUAUAUGGCCCGACGACCAAAUCAGGACCAUCACACAAUGCCCUAACAACAGGAACUCAGAAACGUUGAGCGUGGCGAACGAACUCGUGUCCGCUCUAUUUUAUAUAGAAAGGGAAGAAAUUCCAACUUUUUACUCCUUAUCCCCUGUUGUCUUUGUACUACGGGUUAAGUGUCGACUUCCCGUGGGUCAACAUCUCCUCGAUGUUGCAAUGAGGAUGCGAAGGAGGAAGGUCCGGGUCAGGGUUUGCAUGCAGGAUUAUGAAAGAAGUUUCCUUUUGUGCGCUGACCAGAUGUGGGAGGCAUUGAAGAAAGGCAGGCCAUUCUUGCGGCGGCUGGAAGUGCGGUUGUGUUCCCCAAAGGCUCUCAUCACUGUCAAACUUGAUGGAACUGUCGCCAAUGACACCAGCGAACUGUGUAACUGCCCUGCCUAUGCUAUUCCAUGCGUGGACACCAAUGAGUACCAGGAAAUUUCAUUAAAGGAACAAAUGAAUGCUUUACAAGAGACUGUAGCGCAGCUAUUCUAG